Messenger RNA from Penaeus chinensis, 635 nucleotides. RefSeq names its product interferon alpha-inducible protein 27-like protein 2A. Gene Ontology annotation, cellular component: membrane. Bases 83 to 520 code for a protein of 145 amino acids. Lineage: Eukaryota; Metazoa; Arthropoda; Malacostraca; Decapoda; Penaeidae. The transcript is spliced from 4 exons. The record is from RefSeq and is a predicted model, not a curated record.
CCGUACAUGUUCUGUACGAGGAUAAAAGAGCUCGCUAUCUGGCAAGCCAAAUAGACGGAAAGGAGUAUUUCUUGCAUUCAGAAUGAAGCUGCAGGCGCUUAUCUUCAGUUUACUGUCUCUCGCUUCACUCUCGAUUUUGGCCGAGAGUUCCCAAGCGGAUAACAAAGAAUACCCGACUCCUAAGGAAUGUGAAAAUGAUUACUCCGGCUUGAUCGCUACUGCUGCUACCGGAGCCGCCAUCGCCGCUGCAGCUCCUUUUGCAUUACCAUUUUUAGGAUUCACCAGCGCAGGAAUCGCAGCUGGUUCCUGGGCGGCUUCCAUGAUGUCGGCCGCAGCCGCUGCCAAUGGCGGUGCUGUAGCUGCUGGCAGUGCGGUAGCAACACUGCAGAGUGUGGCAACUGCAGGAGUUGGAGUUGCUGGCAAGGUUGGUUUGGCUUCAUUUGGCAGCGCCGUAGGAGCCGGAAUUAAAAUGGCUCAAGAGAAAGCCAAGGAGGCCUUUGGUAAGAAAGAGGACAAUUAAGGACACACGAGUUAUAUGUAUGUGUAUUAAUAAAUAUGUACAUGUAUAUAUAUAUAUAUGAAUAAAAAAGUAUAUAUGCAUAUAUAUAUAAUAUAUAUAUAGUUAUGUAUGUGUA